AUGGAGAAUCUGACAUACAACAGCUUUUUUUUGGAAUUAGAAGGAUUAAAGGUGUCGGAGGAGGCCAUGUAUCCUGCUUUUUUAUUCUUCCUUCUUUUCUAUGUAAUAAUUAUGGUGUCCAACAUUGGAAUAUUCAUUCUCAUAAUAGGACACAGAAGCCUACAUGAGCCAAUGUACAUGCUAUUCUGCAACUUGCCAUUGAAUGACAUCCUUGGCAAUUCCAUCAUGAUUCCUCGGCUGCUCAUGGACAUUAUAAAGCGACCAUCUGAGCGCUACAUCAGUUAUGUUGAGUGUGUUGUACAAGCUUUUUCUACACACACGUAUGGCACAACCUCCCAUACUAUACUAAUAAUCAUGGCUUUUGACAGAUAUGUGGCCAUAUGCCAUCCACUCCGGUACCAAACCAUAUUGACACAAAAAAUGGUCAUCACACUGUCAACUUUAGCUUGGGGUGUAGCGUUACUUUUCAUUAGCAUCUUGAUAGGCCUUACUCUAAGGCUCAACCGUUGUAGAACUUUCAUAUCAAAUCCUUUUUGUGAUAAUGCAUCUUUGUUUAAAUUAUCUUGUGAGGAUGUGACUGUCAAUAACUUGUAUGGGCUGAUAUACACAGUACUGCUGUUUGGUUCUUCUAUGGGAAGUAUAGCGAUUACAUACAUUAAAAUAGUCACUGUUUGCUUAAUAACUAAGAGUAAAACUUUAAACAGCCGUGCAUUGAAAACCUGCAGCACUCACUUGGCUCUCUACUUGAUUAUGCUCAUCAGUGGGUUUAUUGUUAUAGUGCUACAUCGCUUUCCUGCCUAUUCAGAUUACAGGAAACUGUCUUCUCUGCUGUUUCAUAUUAUUCCAAGCAUUUUGAAUCCGAUCAUUUAUGGGCUGCAGUGCACUGAGAUUAGACAGGUCCUGAUUCAGGUGGUGCAGUUAAAAAAAAAAGUAGGGCCAUGA
This is a messenger RNA of Carassius carassius (crucian carp), 942 nucleotides long. Its product is annotated as olfactory receptor 8G17. NCBI's taxonomy places the organism in Eukaryota, Metazoa, Chordata, Actinopteri, Cypriniformes, Cyprinidae. Gene Ontology annotation, cellular component: membrane. Gene Ontology annotation, biological process: G protein-coupled receptor signaling pathway. Bases 1 to 942 code for a protein of 313 amino acids. The transcript has a single exon. Gene Ontology annotation, molecular function: olfactory receptor activity. The record is from RefSeq and is a predicted model, not a curated record.